Molecule: messenger RNA, 1080 nt
Organism: Pangasianodon hypophthalmus (striped catfish)
Lineage: Eukaryota; Metazoa; Chordata; Actinopteri; Siluriformes; Pangasiidae
Gene: hemk2
Product: N-6 adenine-specific DNA methyltransferase 1
Exons: 7
Coding region: 253-912 (219 amino acids)
Biological process (GO): methylation
Cellular component (GO): eRF1 methyltransferase complex
Molecular function (GO): protein methyltransferase activity; nucleic acid binding; S-adenosylmethionine-dependent methyltransferase activity
Source: RefSeq, a predicted model, not a curated record
GCAGUGCUGUAGAGAGAGAGGAAGGGAAAGCUGGUGCUGUUUCAGAGGCUCAGGAAGUGAUGAUGCUGGAGCUGUACUUCCGUCCAGUGGGGCAGGAAGCAUGGCGUCUCGCGCACUCUGUGGUAGUUCUCAGGAUGCAAUAUGAAAGCAGCUCUGUAUCACAUCUGCACCUUGGAUGUGAGAGCAGUCCAUCUCAGGGCAGAAUCAGCUUCAGAAUGACUGGCUCACUGGAACGUGUCCAUUAGCUAUGUCAUGCUGAAGUACCCGACUCCUCUGUACUCCCAUGCUGGUCAUGGGCCUUUCUCAGAGGUAUAUGAGCCAGCAGAAGACUCUUUCCUUUUGAUUGAUACCUUGGAGAAGGAUGCUGAAUUGCUGCGGCGAAGCAAGCCUGCUGUCUGCCUUGAGGUUGGCAGUGGCUCAGGUGUGGUCUCUGCUUUUCUGGCAUCAGUAACCGGAGCUGAAGCAUUGUAUCUCUGCACUGACUUGAACCCGGCAGCAGCUCAGUGCACAGCAGAGACAUCUCGCCGCAAUAACCUCCACCUGCAGCCAGUUAUAACCGACCUGACUGAGUGUCUGAUGCCCAGACUGAAUGGAAUGGUGGAUGUUCUUCUUUUCAACCCUCCAUAUGUAGUUACACCAUCCGCGGAGGUGGGCAGUCAGGGCAUUGAAGCAUCCUGGGCAGGAGGAAAGAGAGGCAGGGAGGUGAUGGACAGAUUCUUCCCCAUGGUUUCACAGUUAUUAUCCAAACAGGGCCUGUUCUACCUUGUUACAGUGUCAGAUAACAAUCCAGAGGAGAUUCUGUCUCUGCUUGGUGACUCCGGGUUAAGAGGAGAGGUGUGUCUGUCUCGUCAGGCGGGGAGAGAAAAGCUGUCCAUCCUGCGCUUCAGCAAGAGUGACAUCACAGGACCGUGAAUAACACAACUGCACUACAUACUGACUGAAAUCCUCUCUGUAUUCCCAAAAGCAGAGUGAAGCAAGAAAACAAUAAGCGAUUUGAGUGGCAGUCAAAAUCAGUAAAAUUAACUUCCAUGUAAAGUUACUGUUAUCUCAAGAAAACAAUACACACUGUUCUUGCUUGAC